UUCAGCAGAGCUCAGUGAAGUAGCAAGCAGGUAGCUAGCAGGUAAACUUAAAGAUCGAUUACACGAUGCUAAAGUUAGAGACAUUUAAGCUAUUUAUUGCAGCCGUGAUAAGUAACAAAGCUGGCAACUGUUAGUUAGUUGUUUGUAGGAGUUUGUUAUUGUUAUUCUCCUCGAUAGUCAACAAGCUAACAAAGUGUAGCUUGAACACAUGUGAAGUUUUAUCUCUCUCAGGUAAACAUUAGUUAGCCUCCUGCCUCCUGUGCAGAUGCCUCGUUUGGAAAAGACACAUGGCAGAGGGACAAAAAGACUGAAAUUAGACUGGAAGUUUGUCCAGAGGCUCUGCGGCAUCCAGAAGGUCCUGUUCCCAUCAUGGACCAGUCAAAGUGCUCUGUUGUUUGGGACGCUGCUGGCUGUCACUCUGACAGAGCAGCUGAUCAUUUACCAAGUGGGUGUCCUCCCCAGCCACUUCUACAAUGUGCUGGCAGACAAAGAUUACUCAGGCUUCAAGAGUCUGGUGGGCACAGCUCUGGUGCUCAUCUUGAUCAACUCCACAUUGAAAAGUAUCGACCAGUACAUUUGCAAUCAGAUGUAUCUUAGCUGGAGGAGGACGCUAACUGAGAGCCUCCAUACGUCCUACUUCCAGGGCCGAGUCUAUUAUACACUCAAUGUACUCCGAGAGGAUAUAGACAACCCAGACCAGCGAAUCAGUCAGGAUGCAGAGAGGUUGUGCAAGCAGAUGAGCACCAUGGCUAGUCGUUUGAUUGUAUCACCGUUCACACUGGCUUACUACACCUACCACUGCUUUUAUAGCACCGGCUGGAUCGGUCCUGUGAGCAUCUUCGGCUACUUUGUGAUCGGGACCACUGCCAAUAAAAUACUCAUGGGGCCGAUUGUGUCGACUCUGUAUGAGCAAGAAAAACUGGAGGGGGACUUCAGAUUCAAGCACAUGCAGAUCCGUGUCAAUGCAGAGUCUGCUGCUUUUUACAGAGCUGGUAAAGUUGAGCACACGAGGACCGACCGCAGAUUGCAGGCUCUGUUACAAACUCAGAAGAGUCUAAUAAACAAAGAGCUCUGGCUUUAUAUCGGGGUAAACACCUUUGACUACCUCGGAGGUUUCCUCAGCUACAUUAUAAUCGCCAUUCCCAUCUUCACCGGUAUCUAUGAUGGUCUCACUCCCGGCGAGCUCAGUGGACUCAUCAGUAAGAAUGCCUUUGUGUGCAUCUACUUGAUAAAUGGCUUCACGCAGCUAAUAGACCUGUCAACCACUCUGUCAGACGUGGCUGGAUACACCCACAGGAUUGGGGAGCUGAGGGAGGUGAUGGAUGACAUCCUACGCAAGCAGUGCGACUAUGACCCUGCGUCAGGGGAAAGCUAUGACUUUGACAGUGACUUCAACGUCCACGCGGGGCCUGCUGACACUGCCUUCAUCCUGGACCAUCUUUCAUACAAAUCCCCAUACUCAGACAAGCUGCUGGUGGAGGAUCUGAGUCUGAAAAUCAGCCAGGGAACACAUCUACUGGUGGUGGGGAACACAGGCACCGGCAAGACGUCACUACUGAGGGUCCUCAACCGACUCUGGGAGGCGGACAGCGGUUUUGUCCAGAUGACCACGUGUUUCGGGCCCAGAGGAACUCUCUUCCUGCCACAGAAACCUUACCUGACUGAUGGCACACUGCGUGAACAGGUGAUCUACCCAUUGAAGGAUAUUUACCCUGCAUCAGGGUCAGUGGACGAUGACAGAAUUAUACAAUUCCUUGAACUAGCUGGAGUGUCCAGUCUCCUGAAGCGUACAGGUGGGCUGGAUGAAAAGGUGGACUGGAACUGGUAUGAUGUUCUGUCUCCAGGUGAAAUGCAGCGUCUCUGCUUUGCUCGUCUCUUCUACCUGCAACCCAAAUAUGCAGUGUUGGAUGAAGCCACCAGUGCUCUGACGGAGGAGGCAGAAGCACAGCUGUACCGAACCUGUAAACAGCUCGGCAUGACUUUGGUCAGUCUGGGACACCGCAGCAGCCUGGAGAAGUACCAUGAUGUCCAGUUGAAACUGUGUGGAGGAGGCCUGUGGGAGUUAACCAAGUUAAAAGGAGGCAGCCUCACAGAAGAAGACCCGUGACUGCAGGGUCAUCAGUUUGAAAUCCUGGACCUGCAGGACAGAAAACCCUCCUGAAUUCCUCAGUGAGUAACACUCCAGUGCUCUUAAAAUCCCAGUUCCUCCAGUUGAGGUGGACAACUGCACUCAUCCAGUUUGUAUGUAUUCAUGCAACAUUGAGGCAGAGCGCAACCAAACUGUUCUGGAUCCAAAGACAUUGCGAAACGAAUAGUUUGGAUGGCUCUGCAAUCGUUAAGAGUAAAUUCACCUGUCAUGACAACAAAUCAGGAAAGAAAAGGGACCCUUUUGACCUUUUUGGAUUCUUGUGUGCCUUUACAUUUGUUUAUUGUAUUAUGUUUACAAUCAUUCCAUUCAUUCUUAUUUUGUAACAAACACUAUUUUCUCAGGUCUCUGUAAGUCCUAUGAAGAGAAAGUACAUCUGUAGAUUAUACAUAGGUUUUGGGGCUUUUCACAUGACGCGUCUAAAACGCCAGCCGUGCCGCUUUCGUCCUUUUAUCCAAGGUGCACGUAUACAUGUAAAAACGUAGUCACUUUAACUUCUCCUCCAUAUAUCAACCGUAGACCGAGAUUUCUGGAAAAGGAGAUAUCUGCCGGCUUUGAUUGGUUGUUCCUCGUCACAUGACAUGCUGUGUUCCAAAAGUUUAACGAUUUUUAUCUCGGACAGGUCGCUCUCGAGCUCACCUUUUGUACGUCUACAUUGACAAUGAAUUUAAUGGCGCAAAAAACGCGGCAUGUGAACUGCCCCAUAAAGAGUUGUUUACCUAAUUUCAUAAAAUUGUCAAUAUGUACAAUAAAAAAGAAAAGAAAAAA
Messenger RNA from Sebastes umbrosus (honeycomb rockfish), 2914 nucleotides. RefSeq names its product ATP-binding cassette, sub-family D (ALD), member 4 (gene abcd4). The coding region runs from base 266 to 2107 and encodes 613 amino acids. Gene Ontology annotation, cellular component: peroxisomal membrane. The record is from RefSeq and is a predicted model, not a curated record. Lineage: Eukaryota; Metazoa; Chordata; Actinopteri; Perciformes; Sebastidae. Gene Ontology annotation, molecular function: long-chain fatty acid transmembrane transporter activity; ATP binding; ABC-type transporter activity. The transcript has 19 exons. Gene Ontology annotation, biological process: fatty acid beta-oxidation; peroxisome organization; long-chain fatty acid import into peroxisome.